This is a messenger RNA of Pseudophryne corroboree (corroboree frog), 1313 nucleotides long. It is a transcript of the gene MXD1, whose product is annotated as MAX dimerization protein 1. Bases 94 to 762 code for a protein of 222 amino acids. The transcript has 6 exons. Gene Ontology annotation, molecular function: protein dimerization activity; DNA-binding transcription factor activity, RNA polymerase II-specific; RNA polymerase II cis-regulatory region sequence-specific DNA binding. Gene Ontology annotation, biological process: negative regulation of transcription by RNA polymerase II. The record is from RefSeq and is a predicted model, not a curated record. Lineage: Eukaryota; Metazoa; Chordata; Amphibia; Anura; Myobatrachidae.
CCCUCCGUCACCCAGCUGCUACCACCUCCAUCGGUGUGCCGUGUCCUGUCACCACCACUCCUCUCUGCUCCUGCCUGCUGCUGCUGCUGGAAAAUGGCGGCCUCGGUCUGUGUCAACAUCCAGAUGCUGCUGGAAGCGGCGGAGUAUCUGGAGCGGAGGGAGAGAGAAGCUGAGCAUGGGUAUGCUUCCAUGUUGCCUUACAAUAGCAAGGAGAGGGAUAGCUUGAAAAGGAAAAGCAAAUCGAAAAAAAGCAGUAAUAGCAGGUCAACCCAUAAUGAAAUGGAGAAGAACAGGCGAGCUCAUUUGAGGCUUUGUCUUGAAAAGCUUAAGGUGUUGGUACCACUAGGGCCUGAAACUAAUAGACAUACCACCUUAAGUCUGUUGACCAGAGCGAAGUUACACAUAAAGAAACUUGAAGAUUGUGACCGAAAGUCACAGCACCAAAUAGAGCAGCUACAGCGGGAGCAGCGACACCUGAAGAGGCAGCUAGAAAAAUUCGGGGUUGACAGGAUACGAAUGGAUAGUAUAGGAUCCACAGUGUCAUCCGAGAGAUCAGAUUCUGAUCGGGAGGAGAUUGAUGUGGAUGUAGAGAGCACAGACUUUUUAACCGCGGACCUGGACUGGAGCAGUAGCAGCAGCAGUGCCAGUGACUUAGAUGAGAGAGGAAGUCUGCAGAGCCUUUGCAGUGAUGAAGGGUAUUCCAGCGCCGGAAUUAAAAGGCUAGAACUAAAAGACAAUCCAAAAGCCAGUGUUACACUAUAAACCACAAGUAAGGGGAGGGGAGGAAGUUCCAAAUGUCCCAGCAAUUCUUCCCCCUCCUUUCCAGUGCUCCAACGUCAGAGACUGUCUUAUCUAGUGACUGCAUUCACACCAUAAUCUUGCACGUGAAAUUGCCCACUCAGACUUCCAGCUCUCUCAGUUUUGCCUCCCAUACCCAGAGCUCCUGAGAGGUGUGUGGGUGUCAGUUUACAUUUUAAAUCACACCCUGUCCCAUCCACUAGUUGUCCUCCGGGAAACUACAUUCCAGAAACACGCAAAGCACUGAAAGAGAAAAAAAUACAUAUAUAUUUAUGUGUAUGGGGAGCAACUGUACUGCAAUGAUAAAGAUUGACUGCAAAUGCCGGAGUGAGUGUGUACUGCUCACUUGCUGUGUCUGUCAUCUCCACCCACUAGAUUUGACCAAGCACAAAGGUCUUGGUAUCACCCUGCAACACCGAAACUUUCUUGCAUCACCUGGAAUACACGUCUGGGAGCGGUAUGAAGGAUUUAUGGUUAGAGCAUCUUGCUGCGUUGCAAGGCCUUUCAGUUUACAG